Messenger RNA from Mizuhopecten yessoensis (Yesso scallop), 1587 nucleotides. RefSeq names its product cytochrome P450 3A28-like. The transcript has 6 exons. Lineage: Eukaryota; Metazoa; Mollusca; Bivalvia; Pectinida; Pectinidae. The record is from RefSeq and is a predicted model, not a curated record. Gene Ontology annotation, molecular function: monooxygenase activity; oxidoreductase activity, acting on paired donors, with incorporation or reduction of molecular oxygen; heme binding. Bases 86 to 1474 code for a protein of 462 amino acids.
CCGUGAAUCGUUAUCUUACCUGAGAAUGAAGAGCCGGCGGCGAUUACAUUCCUCUGUUUACCGUCCAUAGUUUCUGACAAACAAGAUGGCGGCAGCUGUGGUCAACAUACUUGUGCAUGCUGUACUGUACAUUCUAAAAUACAUCAACUACCUGUUUUACAGAACCACCAUACCAGAGACGGGAUCUGUUGUCAAAACACUUCUUCACCAACUGUUUGGAGACGACAAACUGAAGAAACUAGAAUACCUUUGUCAGUUUUAUCAUAAAUACGGCUUAUACAGAUAUGAGGGGAAAAUAUACCUAUUCGAGGAGAGGAUAGCACAAACCGCUAUCAAUAAGCUUGAUAAAGGAGCAGAUAAUUACCUAGAAGAUUCUCCAUUGAAAGACACGUUUUUAGGAUCUUCUCAAAAAAGUCCAGAAACAAGGCGUGCUAUCGCGUCAAUCUUCCGUAAAACAUCUAUAGACGAAAGAGGUCAGGUCAUGAUCCGUGACCUUGACCUUUUGUGUCAGAAUAUACGAGAGGUCAGUAGUAGGUCAAGACCGGUCAAUAUCACCCAGUUCAGCUUAAGACUUGCCUUAGACGUGGUUGGCCAUGUGUUAUUACAUCUUGACCUUGGGGGACUGAACGGUCGACAGGAUCGGCUGCUGGAUGCCAUGAUGACCAUUCUGCACAGAUGUUACGCCUUAGCGGAAAUCACCAGUAACAGUACCGAAUUUAUCCAGGCUGCUGAGAAUCUGGACAGUCUGACGUCACAGAUCCUAGAGGACGCUCUCAACGAGGACGACCAGACUGGAGAGGACAAGAGGCUAGUCGUCCAGCUUCACGAAGCUUGUGGCUUCGAACAAGCUAAAGACAACAUGAAGCUGUUUCUGAUGGCUGGCACCGAAACCACAGCAUCCACCCUACCUGUUGUAUUUUACCUGCUUACCAAAUAUCCUCAUGUGCAGAUGGAACUCCAGGCAGAAGCUGACGAAAAUAUCGACAAUUUACGGAAAGACCCGAACUUUCCUCUACCGAAAAUAGAGAGCGUCAUGAAAGAAGUACUUCGGCUAUACCCUAUAGCACCAUUCAUCAGCAGACAAAACAACGGCCCUAUCACUAUAGGAAAGGUCAACCUUCAGGAACAUAGUGACCUGUUAGUGUUUACCUGGGGGAUACAUAGAUCACCGCACGCAUGGAGCCAUUCAACGGAAUUCAUACCUUUCCGCUUUUACGAAAAUGAGUCUAAAAAAUCUACUUCUAACUUAUACAUUCCUUUCGGUGCUGGGUCGCGGGUGUGUAUUGGUCAACACUUAGCGUGGCUGGAGAUCCGAUUGGCCAUUGCAAUCUUGCUGAAUAACUUUGACUUUAGCCAGGUGGAGGAGACACCGGACCUUCGGUUCGUGGUGGACUGGACACACGCUGUGGUCCAUCCGGAUAAAGACAUGGUGUUCCGAGCUGUUCCCAGGACAACAGCUGGCACCACAACUUGACUUACACCCAUCACGUUUUACCAUUACAACAUGAGACAUUUGUUAUUGAUAUUGUUAAUUAUAAUGUUGUGUCCUAUUUCAAAAUGAAAAAAAUUGGAGAAAAAAUAAUUAAA